Molecule: messenger RNA, 1169 nt
Organism: Caenorhabditis elegans
Lineage: Eukaryota; Metazoa; Nematoda; Chromadorea; Rhabditida; Rhabditidae
Source: the annotation of a RefSeq genome assembly
AUGCUGACUCGGAAAAAGUUUGUGGUCUUCUACGUCACAAUGAGCUUCUUGGCGCUGCUUUUGAUUCUGCACAAUUCCGAUAGAAUAAUCUACUGUGUGAACCCUAAAUUUGAAGUUUUGCAAACUCCUAAACCCAACUUUGAAGUUUUGGAAGCUUCUACGCCCACGCUACUUAUUGAUAAAGCAUGCGAAUGUAUCUCAAGUCGUUCACGGGAGUCUUUCGAUUUCUGCUACAAAAAUCCAAAGAAUGUUUCGCUGGUUGGGAAACGGUUUAAUUGCACUUGGCUGAGCAUUUUGGAGGAUUUGAAACUCGUUGGAUCACAAGAGCAGAUUAUGGUGGAUCUGACGAUUCCUGUUAAAAAUGAUUCAGAUAUUAUGUUUUUAUCUGCCACAUCAAAAAACCACCUGUUUAAUUUCAAUGAAAUGUAUAACAUUGUACAUCGCAAUUGGCCAAAUCAAAACAUAAUUCUUUAUUCUUUGGAUCUUACCGACACUCAAAUACUUGACAUCGAAAAGAGACCUAAUGUCAAAGUACGGAAAUUCGAUUAUUCCAAGUAUCCGAAAUAUGUAGAAAACUGGAUGGAAUAUCGUUUCAAAGCACUGAUUUUGGCAGUGAGUUUUGGUUUGAAAAUGGUAACAGAGUUAGUUUUGAGGAAGCGAUUCGAGAUUAUGCAAAUGUUUGGUGGAUUGAUGCCCAUACAAAAUGGGUUCAUCCGAAUUCAUUGGAUGCCGUUUAUGGAGAUCUGGCAGAAUGCGCCAACGAUGUUAACUGUACGAAGAACUCCUCAAUUCAAACAUUUAUCAAUUCAACGCACAGCAAUUAUGCAGUUCUUACAAAAGGACUUCUUGACUAUUUUCCCACGUUUGACACAGAUGUUCUGAAAACAAACGAAAAAGGCCUUCAAGUAUCUGCAAUGCUGGUGUAUUUGGCUCGAACUCCAUUCACUUUGGAGAUCUUGAAAUGGCAUGCCCUUUGCGCACUAGAAGAAAAGUGUAUGAACCCCCCGACAGCAAAACUGAAGUGCGACAUCAUUCCCACCUGGAAUUCUUAUGCAGGAUGCUUCCGGUACGAUCAGUCAUCAAUCAAUAUUUUGCUGUUCAAUCAGUUUCGAGAUCACAACAGUUACUUUAUGGCAAAGAAUGUUGGUGUAGUUAAUCGGACGUAUUAG